CUUAAGCCUUCUCAAGGUUACGACUGACUGCCCUUACCCGGCUCGUUCGCGAUGAGCCACAACCCAAGCCCAGGGGCGAUCGCUCAGAAUGUUCAUGUUGUUUUGCAAUCCUUUCGAAACCUCUUCCACGCUCUCGACGAGCGAGAUGCCUCCACAGAUUUGCACCGGUCUCUCAUAUCCAGGUUCGAGAAUGAGAGCACACGCUUCAAGAUGUGGGCUGGAAAUCUCGGGGCCCACCAGAGAGGCCGGGCUUCGCUCGACUACCGGCUGAGGGAAGCUCCUCACUUGCAAGAACAGGUUGUUUAUCUACUCAAGGACCUGUCCCAGUCCUUGCAGGACGCCGUCUCCAUGGUCUGCCGCGAGGAGCGGCGCUCACAUCUUGGAAUUGGUGCUCAGCCCGAGGCGCUUGAUAUCAAGCAGCAACCCUUGCACUCAUCAGAUGACCCCGAACGAAGGAGCGAGGACAGUUUUUCCGGCUCGGAUGACGACGAAGCCCCUCUGCAGAAUGGUCCAACGGAGCUCUGUGUCGAUGUCGCCGAGGCCAUCGACUGCCUCCUGCGCCUCUCGGUUGCCAUCGCGAACCCAGCACCGCACGAGAGAGCCCGCGUUGGCGAUGCCGAGGAUGUUUCCAUCCGCGAGACGUACGACAUUAGAUAUGUUCAGGAGAAAUUCCCCAUGAUGGACCCCGCGCUUUCCGGGGUUCUGGGGAAAGCCAUUACGCGACGGCGCCAGUUUUUCAGGUACCGUGAGGCCCACCACGCGAAGCUAGCGGCAGGUCUGGAGAGGUUGGGCCACGACGGGAACGCCAAGGAUACAGGUCAAACCGAGAUCGUCCCCAAGACGGUCGCGUCAUCUUUGCCCAGCCACUUCAAGGAGCUGACCGGCAUCGACUUGAGAACGAGUGUCUUUGACGAGGACAGAGGGUCCGAGACGGGCAUGUCGCAGACCUCGUAUGCUACCUCGGCCGGCUUCAUGCCCGAGGAAGUCGACGGUCAGCCCGUGGAACCGCCGGCGCCGCUCAAGGUGCCGCCCUUGCCCGCAGCCGCACAGCAUGGGAGCUUUGAAUGUCCAUUUUGUUACAGGAUGGUCUCCGCCAGCACCCGUUCGGCAUGGAAACGCCAUGUGUUCGGAGAUCUCCGCCCCUAUACCUGUCUCUUCCCCGAAUGCGCCGAAUCCCACGCCGAUUUUGACCGCCGCCAUCUUUGGGAGGCACACAUCUCGCAGCACCACUGGCAGUCAUUCUACUGCCCCUUCACGUGCGAUACCAGCUUCCCCUCUGCGUCCGAACUCAGGCAGCACCUGAGCCAUCAGCACAUGCCAGGUGCCACGGACGAGCAGCUCAAUGCCGUCGUAUCCCUCGGCAAGAGGGCCGCCGCCGCCGACACUGCCAACGAAUGUCCCAUGUGCCGGCAUACCGUGAUAGGGCUGAGGCCAUAUAUCCGGCACGUGGGCCGUCAUCUCGAACAGCUUGCCCUCUUUGCCCUUCCGCAUCUGGAAGAUGAGAAUCACUCCGAAGGUGGUCGAAGUGACCAAGAGAGUGGCACUUCGUCGUGCGACGACGAAAUUCAUGGCGUGGAUAACGACGAACCUCACGAGCGCACGGAGCCGAUCGAACUCGCCAGGGAUGACCUCGGACAGGACGAUAUAUCGACUCUCGAGACGGUCAACAACUUGGGCAACGUCUAUAGGAAACGAGGCCGGCUAACGGAAGCCGAGUCGAUGUUUCAGAGGGCACUAGAAGGCCAGGAGAAUGCGCUCGGACGGGACCACCCAUCGACUCUCCAGACGGUCCACAACUUAGGUAUCUUCUAUGCGAAUCAAGGCCGGCUAACGGAAGCCGAGUCGAUGUUUCAGUGGGCGCUAGAAGGCCAGGAGAAGGCACUUGCACAGGACGACGUAUCGACUCUCGACACAGUCUGCAGCUUAGGCAGCGUCUAUUGGAAACAAGGCCGGCUAACGGAAGCCGAGUCGAUGUAUCAGCGGGCACUAGAAGGCUAUAAGAAGGCGCUUGGACGGGACCACCCAUCGACUCUCCAGACGGUCCACAACGUAGGCAUCUUCUAUGGGACUCACGGCCGGCUAACGGAAGCCGAGUCAAUGUUUCAGUGGGCGUUAGAAGGCCGGGAGAAGGCGCUUGGGCGAGACCACCUAUCGACUCUUGAGACGGUUUACAACUUAGGCAUCGUCUAUGAGAAUCAAGGCCGGCUAAUGGAAGCCGAGUCGAUGUUUCAGUGGGCACUAAAAGGCCGGGAGAAGGCGCUUGGACCGGACCACCUAUCGACUCUUUCAACGGUCAACAACUUGGGUAUCGUCUAUGAGAAUCAAGGCCGGCUAAUGGAAGCUGAGUCGAUGUUUCAGCGGGCACUAGAAGGCCGGGAGAAGGCGCUUGGACGAGACCACCCAUCGACUCUUGAAACCGUUCACAGCUUGGCAGUCCUCUAUGCGACUCAAGGCGAGCUAACGGAAGCCGAGUCGAUGUAUCAGCGGGCACUACGAUCAGCACCCCAGGGACCCGACCAGAACGCCAAGCGGCCCAUCAUCGCCACUCCAGGGCAUCGCCUGUCCGACCGGGGGUCCGGAAACCUGUCGCGUGACAUCAACCAAUCGAGCAACGAGGGGCAGCAUUACGCACAGCCCGCUUCCUCUAGUCCGCGGAGCCGAGCUGCCGGCCACGUACCCUCCAGCGCGGUCGUGGAUGAGGAGGGAGACCAAAGUCUGAGGGACAGGUCUCCUCCACGCAGAGGGGCGCUAAACGUCGGCCCGAGACAUCCCGUCAAACCCAACCGGCCCUUUUUCGAUAGGGGAUAUUAUGAGUACAUCAACCCGAGCGACCUCGCCGGAUACGACCAGGCCGACCGUCCUUUUCAGCCUGGACAUAAUCAGGACGAGGACGUCGAGGCUAAUGCACCGCCGGGAGCAAAAUGGACCAAGACAAAGCGCCACUUAGUCAGCCCGGAGACGCUCACAACAUUCAAGGAGCGGUUCGAAGUGCGCGAUGACUUCGUUAUCGUGCAAAGGAUGCUCAGCGAGGAGGAGUUCCAUCGGUAUUGGUCCUUCACCGCCAUGUCAAUAGAGAGGGAAAUGAAAGCAAUGUUGGAAGAGCAAAAGCGAGAGGAACCCAGCGAGUCGGAGCAUGACGGUGACCGAAACCGCGACUGAGACCGUGACCGUGAGCAUGAGCAUGAGCGUGAUGGCGAUGGCGAUGGCGAUAACGAGAAAAAGCGGUGCCAAAGAGAACCGGGCCGUGAAAAGGAGCGGUAUCAACGGUCCCCCUACGCAAGUUCGACGAGGAGGAAGGGGGUCUAGAUGUGCAGGAAUACUUGGGUGGUGGGUUAGCAGGCAUCAUCUGUCAUGUUGCGAGCGAGGCAGGGGGAGGAGUUAUGGGGACUG
This is a messenger RNA of Thermothielavioides terrestris NRRL 8126, 3390 nucleotides long. RefSeq lists its product as uncharacterized. Gene Ontology annotation, molecular function: protein binding. The transcript has 3 exons. The record is from RefSeq and is a predicted model, not a curated record. NCBI's taxonomy places the organism in Eukaryota, Fungi, Ascomycota, Sordariomycetes, Sordariales, Chaetomiaceae. Bases 52 to 3159 code for a protein of 1035 amino acids. Gene Ontology annotation, cellular component: kinesin complex.